AUCCGGUAGUUCUCUGGCUCAACGGUGGACCCGGUUGUUCUUCCCUUUUUGGCGCCUUCACCGAGAACGGCCCCCUUCGGGCGAAUCACAACGGCACCUUCACUCUGAAUCCCUACUCCUGGAACCGCAACGCCAGCCUCCUCUACCUCGAAUCACCCGUCCUGGUCGGCUUUUCCUUUCUAAACCGCACCGGAGUUAAGCCUUCAGUUAACACUGACGAUCGAACAAUGGUGCAAAACUUUGCCGCCCUGCAGUCCUUCUUCAACGCCAAAUUUCCCCACCUCGCCUCGAACCCCUUCUACAUCACCGGCGAGUCAUAUGCUGGCCGCUACAUUCCACAGCUGUCGGUGGAGAUUAUCAGAACGAAUUUACCUUCAAAUUUUAGGGGCGUCGCCAUCGGAAACGGCUACCUCGAUCCUGAGCUAAUCUUCCAGACACAGCAAUUUUACGCAGACACGCAUGGCCUCAGUGCAACGGUGAACCCCUACAACAUUCUCGCCGACUGUGAGGACUCCCUACCGGGGGAGGGCGCCUGCUCGGGAGUGCAUUUCCUCUCCAAGUGGAUGAACCGAGCCGAUGUCCAGCGGGCGAUUCACAUCUACUCGCCCAAUGGGUCGCUUCCGCUUCACUGGGAGUACAUUACCAACCCUGAUUACAUUAUGGGCACCGGGUCAAUGGCGAAGGAGGUGAGGGAGCUGGUGGACGCCCCUCAGAGGCUGAAAGUGAUCAUCUACAAUGGCGAUCUGGAUACGGUUUGUGACUUUAUCGCCGAUCAAAAAUUUGUCGAGCAACUCGGCUAUGUUGAGGACAGUCCGCCUCAUCUGAAGCAGUGUUGGACUUUUGUGGCUGAGGAUGAUGGGAAGCGGAAGAUUUUGCCUGUUGAAGGUAGAAAUGUUUCAAGCAGCAGCUCUUGUGGCUGGAAAUUUUCAUAG
This is a messenger RNA of Rhagoletis zephyria (snowberry fruit fly), 932 nucleotides long. Lineage: Eukaryota; Metazoa; Arthropoda; Insecta; Diptera; Tephritidae. The record is from RefSeq and is a predicted model, not a curated record.